AUGGUUCCCGGAAACUCAACCAACCGCGCUUGGUGGAAAGAAAGCUCGGUGUACCAAAUCUGGCCGGCAUCCUACAAGGACUCAAACAACGAUGGCGUUGGCGACAUCCCUGGUAUCAUUUCCAAGCUGGAUUAUAUCAAGAAUCUAGCCGUAGAUAUCGUCUGGUUGUGUCCUUCUUACAAAUCGCCCCAGGUGGACAUGGGAUAUGACAUUUCCGACUAUUACAGCAUCGCUGACGAAUAUGGCACUGUUGAGGAUGUCGAGAAAUUGAUCCAGGGGUGUCACCAGCGGGGUAUGAAGCUGCUCAUGGAUUUGGUGGUUAACCACACCAGCGAUCAGCACGAAUGGUUCAAAAAAUCCCGUAGCUCCAAAGACAAUGAGUACCGGAACUGGUAUGUUUGGAAACCGGCCAAAUAUGAUGAGGAGGGAAACCGCCAGCCGCCUAAUAACUGGGUCUCACAUUUCCAAGGUACCGUCUGGGAGUGGGAUGAGCACACUCAGGAAUACUACCUCCAUCUAUACGCAGUGGAACAGCCCGAUCUGAACUGGGAGCACCCGCCAGUCCGCCAGGCGGUGCAUGAUAUCAUGCGCUUCUGGUUGGACAAGGGCUGCGACGGGUUCCGAAUGGACGUGAUCAACUUCAUCAGUAAGGAGCAGAGUUUCCCCGAUGCACCUAUCAAAGAUUCCCGCACACCCUGGCAGUGGGGAGACAAGUGGUAUGCCAACGGCCCACGCCUGCACGAGUACCUACAGGGACUUGGUAAGAUCCUCAAAGGGUACGAUGCAUUCAGUGUUGGCGAGAUGCCAUUCGUCAUAGACGAGAAGGAAGUACUCCGGGCAGUCCAAUUCUACCGCAACGAGAUCAACAUGAUCUUCAACUUUGAACAUGUCGACAUUGACCAUGGCAAACUCGACAAGUUCGAGCCGGGUAGUUGGAAACUUACGGAUUUGAAGGACUUCUUCGAGCGCUGGCAGACUUUCAUGUAUGACAAUGGCGGCUGGAAUGCGCUGUAUUGGGAGAACCAUGACCAGCCUCGAUCUAUUGAUCGCUAUACCAAUGCCACAGAAGAACACCGACUAGUUGCGUCGAAGAUGCUGGCUACUGCCCUGGUAUUGCAGGCUGGUACGCCAUUUAUAUACCAAGGACAGGAAAUUGGUACAAGAAAUGUGCCAAAGGAAUGGGGUAUUGAAGAGUAUAAGGACAUUGACUGUCUAAACCAUUGGAACAGACUCCCCAAAUCCGACCCCAAGGCCCUCGAAAUUGCACUACAAGAAUACCAAAAGAAAUCCCGCGACAACGGCCGAACACCAGUUCAAUGGUCCGCAGCCGAGAACGCGGGAUUCACUGGACCAGGCGUGAAACCCUGGAUGUCCGUAAACACAGACUAUCCACGCAUCAACGCUGAAGCCCAAGUCAAGGAUCCAAACUCGACAUACCACUACUGGGCCACCGUGCUGAAGUUGCGCAAGGAGUACCUGGAUAUCUUUGUCUAUGGUGACUUUACACAUUUGGAUAAAUUGAGUCAAGAGUUCUUCGCGUACACGCGCCAGUAUAACGACCAGAGGGUUUUGGUUCUGUGUCACUGGACUGAGAAGACAUUGGAGUGGGAUGCUGCUGGCAAUGGAAUAAGUAGUGUGAAGAAAGUUCUACUUGAUACCUAUGAGAGUGCGGAUGCUGUUUCUCAGCGCUUCACUGGUGGGAAGUGGGAGCUUCGGCCUUAUGAGGCUGUUGUUUUGCUGCUGUGA
This is a messenger RNA of Penicillium antarcticum, 1746 nucleotides long. Its product is annotated as alpha-glucosidase. Gene Ontology annotation, biological process: oligosaccharide catabolic process. The record is from RefSeq and is a predicted model, not a curated record. NCBI's taxonomy places the organism in Eukaryota, Fungi, Ascomycota, Eurotiomycetes, Eurotiales, Aspergillaceae. The coding region runs from base 1 to 1746 and encodes 581 amino acids. The transcript has 3 exons. Gene Ontology annotation, molecular function: alpha-amylase activity.